AUGGCUUCCUACGGCCUGCUGGGCCAACAAGAAGAAGACGCCCUUCACAAGUCGCGCCUUCUAAACGUUGAAGAAAAGCCCUUUAAGCGCAUCUCCAAGCGCAUCCUCAACCCAGAAUCUCUCGUCGUCUCCAACGCCCAAACCGCAACCCCUCCACCAGAAGACUCCUCCUCCUCACCCUCCACAUCCACCGAAAAGCAAAAACGCCUCGACGAAUGGCGCCAUUUCCGCGAAGAUGUGACCCUAGAUUUCGUCGCCUUUGAAGGCAGCAUCGCACGAAUCCAAUUCCUCCUCACAAGCAAUGAAAAAGAACGCGAGCGCUACGCGACAGAAAAACUGCGCAUCCUCGACACCAUGCAAUCCGUCCGGGGCAACACAGCCGAACUACGCGCCCAACUAGACGAAGCGCAGCGAUUACUCGCAUUACGGAAAAGCUACGACGAACUCGCCGAGAAGAUCACCAGUAACCGAUUGCUCAAGCCGCGCGAAGACCAGCAGGCCAAUUUGCACAAGCUUGAGUCGGAAAUUACCGAGCUGGAGAAGGAAAGCAAGGAUUACGCUAUGACUUGGUCUGAGCGUCGCGAGCAAUUUGGCCGUAUUGUCGAGGAAGGUAUGCAGCUUCGCCGGCUGAUUCGCGAUGAGAAGGAGGAGGUUGAGCGAAGGGAGGGUAUGCAGGAAGGUGAAGAUGGGGACGAGGGGGAUGUCAAUUCUAAAGGGAAGAUUAGUGCUGCUAAUAGUCCUCGUCCUGAGGCGGAGGGGGGGUCAACUCCGUCGCAGAGUCAGGAUGAAAGUGGGCGGUUGCAGGUUGAGAAGGGAGCUGGGAGUACGAGGGGGGUGUCACCGCUGCGAAAUGCAACUAGUGCGCAAGGCGAAAAGUCUCGGUCUGAUCAGGAGGAUACGAAUAUGCUGGAUGAGGGUGAGGUGAGAGACGAAGAGGCGGGCAAUGACUCUGAUGAGCUGGAGGAAGGCGAAGAAUUGCCCGAUGACCGAAUGGGGGGAGAGCACAUGGAUACCACUUGA
This is a messenger RNA of Penicillium waksmanii, 1020 nucleotides long. RefSeq lists its product as uncharacterized. The transcript is spliced from 2 exons. Gene Ontology annotation, biological process: mRNA processing. The record is from RefSeq and is a predicted model, not a curated record. Bases 1 to 1020 code for a protein of 339 amino acids. Lineage: Eukaryota; Fungi; Ascomycota; Eurotiomycetes; Eurotiales; Aspergillaceae. Gene Ontology annotation, cellular component: THO complex part of transcription export complex.